CGGAAGCGAGUUUGCAUGUUUCGGUGUCGCGCGUGACAAAAACCGCUGGUGUAGCAGCUUAUAUUUCAGUGGAUUAAAACUGAUUAUCCAUUCAGAAACCAUCAACUGUACGUGUCAAAGUUGUCAAGUUAUCGUUCUUUUGAUCCAAUAGUUUCCUUAUUAAUCGCGAGGGCAAUCAGAGUUUUUGGAAGAGGCGAGAGCGUAAAUCAGCGAAGAUGUCGCUGCCGGAGCUAACGGUCGGCCAGGUGAACUACAACAGCAUUGAACUCAAAUGGGGAGAUUCGGAAAAUGAUACCGACAACAAGAAGCGAAAAUUGUUUCAUGUACAGUUGAACAAGGCUCGUGCGCGAAGCGCUUGUCCUGGCGGACCGACGCUCGAUCCUCUAACCAACUACCAGGGUUACAGUCAACAGUUUGUUUUCAAAGGCUUGGAGUCUAUGACUCAGUACCAAUGCCGUUUGCGGAUCAUGGAGAGCGACAGUGAUCGGCAUGGAGGCGGAUGGAGCGAACCGAUAACUGUCUGUACACCGAACGAACCUCCAUCCGGAGCCGAGCUGCACAAGGCGGUUUCCAGGCAGGACUUGGAAACCGUUCGUAAAAUUCUUAAAGAAAAUAGCGCGGUAGUUGAGGUGAUGGACAAGUUUGGAUUGACUCCACUUAUGGUAGCUGCUCAAAAGGGAUAUACAGAUGUGAUGGAAAUACUCCUCGAAUUUAAUGCCGAUCCUGAAUACCCAAACACCAGCGGCAAGACCUGUCUGAUGAUCGCCUGUUACGCCGGCCAAGAGGAAGCUGCUAGAUUGCUACGUCAGCACGGUGCCUUGUGGGAAACACGUGACAAGAAUGGAUUAACCGCUGUACACUGGGCGGCAGACGGAGGCCAUGAUGAUCUUCUUUUAUGGCUUGUGCGUGAUGGAGGCCCGGUUGACAUACAAGACAAUGUCAAUGGCUGGACACCCUUGAUGCGAGUUGCGUGCCUCACCGGAAAUGAUGAAGUCGCAGAAGUUCUCAUUGCGAAGGGUGCCGACAUCAACAAGAUUGACAAAUCUGGAAAGACAGUUUUGAUGGCGGCCUCUAUGAACGGGCAUUUUAACCUGGUGCGUUUGCUUGUCGAUAAGGGCGCAGAUGUGUUUGAAAAGAACAGAGAAGGGAAAACAGCUUUGGAAUUCGCCAGAUCGAUGGACAGGCACAGGAUUAUUAAAUAUCUUGAAUUCCAGGUGGCAAAGGAAGAAAAACAACGAAAAGCGAAACUCCUGGAAGAGAGACUCAAAGAGAGUCAACAGAGAUUGGGCCAAAUGCAAAUAAACUCUUGAACAUAAAGUUUUGGAAACCUCCAAUCAGGGCUACUCUUAGGAUUAUGAGAAGAGACCCUUGAAUAGAAAGGUUUCCUUAGUAAAAGGAAGCGGAAACAGUGAAACCUCCAUUUAGGGGACAUUCUUAGGACUAUUAAAAGUGUCCCUUGAAUUGAGGAAUCCACUCAAUGAAGAUAGCAGGUUAUAACGAGGUUUUUGCUUCCCUUGAAUGGAACUCUCCUACAUUUAGGUGUUCCAAAGAAAGCUUUUACUUUCGUCUUAAAUUAUAAAAAUUUUUGGAGCUACUAGAAGAUAAAUGAAUGUCUCAGAACAUCUUUUUAUGUUACAAAUCGCUAAUAUUUGUUUAGAAACGAUAUCUUCGUCGUCGUUAGCCCUUACAUUCCCAUGAGUGACUAAGAGAGAAUUUUUUCUUUAAAUAUCAAUACAGUGUCAAGCAGCCAAGUGAUGCGAGGAAGAAAAAAUAUGAAUUUGUUAUUUUUCUCUGAUCCAAUUCCAAGUUCUCCGAACAAACAUCGUAAGGAUUGUACGGCCGACAGCAAGGAGAAUUACAUGAGCUCUUGGGAGUGAAAGGAUUAAGGUCGAUUUUUAUGGCUUUGCAAAUUUGUUUUCACCAGCUCGAUUUGAGCACUAAUAAGACAGCAGGCUCAGCCUGAUAAGGCAGCAUAUGCCUCAUGCUUGUAAUUGGACGGUGUAAUAGGACAGUUAAAGGGACAGUUAAAACGUCAUGCCAGUGGAAGUGGACAGAACACGUCGCGUGAGCGCGCUGUUGUCUUGCAUUUUGUUGAGUUAACCGUUGAUUUUUUAUGAAAACGUACAACCGAUGUCUAGUUUCUUUCUCAAAUUUUGUCAUAGUUUGGUUUUAUUAGUAACAGGAAUUCGUGUCGUCCCAUUCUGUCUGUAAUCAUACUCAUGAUUAAUAAAUCGGAUUCCCGCUUUGGUCCGAUUUUGUCAAUCACUCGUAUGAUUACAGACCGAAUUGGACUUCACUUAGUCCUAUUACCAUUAUUAAGCGGUGGAAAUUUAAAAAUCACUUCAUAACUGAAAGCAAUCUUAUUGCCGGUGUCUGAUAUUCUUCAUUUUUGCGAGGUUGUGCAUCAGCAAGUUGCUCAAAGGGGUUCGAGUUUACUUCGUUUAAUUAAUUCAUUGGGUAUGAUUACAUUAUGUGCCGUUCACUGUGUCCAAUUAGAGGUAAAAUAAUUAAAGCUUAAUUAAUGUCGUCAAUAA
Pocillopora damicornis (cauliflower coral) is the source of this 2534-nucleotide messenger RNA. RefSeq names its product fibronectin type 3 and ankyrin repeat domains 1 protein. NCBI's taxonomy places the organism in Eukaryota, Metazoa, Cnidaria, Anthozoa, Scleractinia, Pocilloporidae. Gene Ontology annotation, molecular function: protein binding. Gene Ontology annotation, biological process: regulation of apoptotic process. Gene Ontology annotation, cellular component: nucleus. The record is from RefSeq and is a predicted model, not a curated record.